Saccostrea echinata is the source of this 1677-nucleotide messenger RNA. RefSeq names its product outer dynein arm-docking complex subunit 3-like. The transcript has 13 exons. Gene Ontology annotation, biological process: outer dynein arm assembly; cilium movement. Gene Ontology annotation, cellular component: cilium. The coding region runs from base 46 to 1668 and encodes 540 amino acids. NCBI's taxonomy places the organism in Eukaryota, Metazoa, Mollusca, Bivalvia, Ostreida, Ostreidae. The record is from RefSeq and is a predicted model, not a curated record.
UGUCCUUUCAUCAUUUAUCAUCAUUUAUUUGAACGAAUAAGAAUCAUGCAACAAGAUUUACGAAAAUCUAUGGAUACCACCCAAACUGCUCUAGAUCAAAUCGAGGAACUUCGUGGAAAAAUUCACUUAAAAGAGCGAGAUGCCAAAGCAUGCUACGAGAGUUCCGAAACAAGGAAGAUACAGUAUGAGAGAUUGAUUGCGAAACUGAGAGAUGAAAAUAAAAACAAAAGAGUACAACUUGCUAAAAGUAUCAAUGGAGACGAAGAGGUGAUACGAGCUGUGUUUAACAAUAGACGAGAGGAGCUGUUGUCUAUGCAGAGGUGCACAGUCGAUGAAGCAACCAAGACCAUGGAUCAGAAGGUCUGUGAAGCCAGUAAACGGUUGAACAAUUUACGAUACCAAAGAACGGACCGCGAGGAACGAGUCCAAGAAAUGGAAACGAGGCUCAACAGAAUGAAACGCACUGAUGCACAAGACUAUGAUUUUGAAAGAAAGCGAGAAAUUCGACGGUUACAAAACGAGAUGGAUAAAGCCAGAAUCAAAUUGGAAGCAGCUAGAAAUAUCACAAGGCGAUACCAAGAAAUCAUGCGUUAUAUGGAAGAGGAAUGUCGUUUGUAUCCGGCUCGCCUUGACAACUUGGAAUCCUCCGUGGUUCAAGCCAGACAGGAACUAGCAGUAUUACGUCAAAUGAAUGAAAAGGCGGUAAAUAGUAAAGAUGAAGCAAGGACCGAAUUGCAUACUAUGGAAAGAGAUAUGUACCAAGCUAAAAGGGCGAGGGACGCUCAACUGAACGAAACGAAGAAGGAGGUAGAGAGGCGACGAGAACCAGUGGUAGAACGUGUGGAAAAGAGGGCCAAAGUGAACCUUAUUAUGGACAAUACAGAUUCUAAAGCUGCCAAGCUUCAGAUGGAGAAAUAUGAGAGACAAGAACACCUUCUGACACUUAGUGAAGGAUUUGAGAAGAUCAAGAGCGCCAUUAAGGUGUCUGAUAUCGAGGACAUAGUAUUCCGAGUCACUAACCAGGAGUUCACGCAUGGAAGACUUAUCAAGCAGGAGAAAGAGAAGAAACAUACCAAGGUCAAACUCCUGGAAGAAAGAGACAAACUUACCAGAAUCUUUGAAGAGAUGAAGUUCACAAGCCAAAGGCAACUCGCAAAAGGACGGAAAAUGGUGGAUGAAAUGCAGGAAUUUGUUGCCAAGGAAGAAAAAAAGUGUGCUGAAGCGGUACAGGGGAUGGAAGCGAAUGAGAAGCUGUUGAUAGAUCUCCAGUUUGGAAUAGCUACUCUGUACGACAAACUCAAAGAAGUCAAACUCAAGCCGCCAUACCAUAACUUCAGUAAAGGUGAUCCGGUGGAUGAUCUGGCUAACUGUUCCCGGAAACUAGAACUGCUCGCCCGGGAACAGGCCAUAAAGGAAGAGGUGCCAAAAUUGUCAAAAACCUCUGACCAGUUCAAGCUUCAUGCAUAUUUAGAAAGUCAACUUUCUCCGGAGAAUAUCCGGAUCCGAAUAGAAACGGAUGACGGAAGUGACGAUGAUGAGUUCCGGUUUGAUCACGACCAAGAUAACGAAGGUCUGUUGUCAAGGGAAGAUAUCAAAAGACUGGGAAAGGAACUGCUAAACUCUAAGUUAAAACCAAAGAGAAAGAAAGGAAGAAAGCAGCGAAACUAAAAACACGUC